AUGUUUGAUUUAACGCCAUGGCAAACAUCUGCUGUCAAAAGAAAUACAGAUGUGCGGUGGUAUAAAGAGAUAAGGAAAUACGUCGAUCAGACGACAGAAAAACGAAAAAUAGAAAAAGCUUCCUGCGGCUUUGUGGUACCCCACAAUCAAAUAUAA
Trypanosoma brucei brucei TREU927 is the source of this 156-nucleotide messenger RNA. RefSeq lists its product as hypothetical. The transcript has a single exon. The record is from RefSeq and is a predicted model, not a curated record. The coding region runs from base 1 to 156 and encodes 51 amino acids. NCBI's taxonomy places the organism in Eukaryota, Euglenozoa, Kinetoplastea, Trypanosomatida, Trypanosomatidae.